Molecule: messenger RNA, 2101 nt
Organism: Ilyonectria robusta
Lineage: Eukaryota; Fungi; Ascomycota; Sordariomycetes; Hypocreales; Nectriaceae
Product: concanavalin A-like lectin/glucanase domain-containing protein
Exons: 7
Coding region: 264-1697 (477 amino acids)
Biological process (GO): carbohydrate metabolic process
Molecular function (GO): hydrolase activity, hydrolyzing O-glycosyl compounds
Source: RefSeq, a predicted model, not a curated record
GCAUUUCAGCCGGUUUCUCAGGCGCCAUAUCAAGGUCUCGACCACCUUGAUAUCUCGACCCUAGCUAGUGUUGUCAUCCUUGAAUGUUUCGAGACCCAGCCUAGCUCCAGCUUUGUUUGGAUUCCGAGAACAAGGCCGUUCAGAGCGGAGCAGCGUUUCCAUAUCAUCACGACGUCCUGGGACCAAGUCAAGAGUCUUCUCGCUUGGCAUCCGGCUCUUGGGCACGUCGAGGCUUCACACAUUGACUGCUACCCGCUUGGACAAUGGAAUCCUCAAGGACGGCCAACUACACGGUCGAGGAAGCCGCCUCGACAUCGGUGAAUCCCUUGGGAACACCGGGUAAUGAGUCGCCCGAGAACCCCUUUGCAACUCCCAUCGCCGCGACACCAGUUGCGCCCUCUCUGACGUCUCGGCGAGCGACGUUUAUACGGAAUGCUUCCACGUAUGAGGUCGCAGGGCCGCGUCGGCGCUUCAAGAGCAGCCGACUCGUUGGCGAUUUCGAGAAGCCGUGGCUCAACACGGGGAAGAAGCAGGUCAACUGGGACAGCAUCAUCUUCUACACGGCCAUCGGCAUCGGUCUCGGCAUCGGCGGAUACCUUUGUUGGAAUGCCACCCGCAACAUCCCCAACCCUGAUUACUGCCUGAUUAUGGACGAUCGCUUCGAGAACAUGGACAACUGGAACUACGAGGUGCAGAUGAAUGGAUUCGGCACCGGUUCCUUUGACUGGACCACCAAGGACAAGGCCAAUUCGUACGUCGAUGCGGAGGGCCUGCACAUUGUGCCGACCAUGACGCUCGAGAGCACCGACAUCACCUACGACGAGCUGGUCAACGGCCACACAGUCAACCUGACGACGGAUGGCCGCGCCGACGGCAAAUGCACCGCGACGGAGACGCAGAUGGACGACCUGGACGCGCGAUACCCCUGCGCGGCCGUCAGCAACACGACCAAGGGCCAGAUCAUCAACCCGGUGCGGUCGGCGCGGCUCAACACCAAGGGCAAGAAGACGAUCCGCUACGGCCGCGUCGAGGUGACGGCGCGCAUGCCCAAGGGCGACUGGCUGUGGCCGGCCAUCUGGAUGAUGCCGCAGGACAACGUCUACGGCGACUGGCCCAAGUCGGGCGAGAUCGACAUCGCCGAGAGCCGCGGCAACGAUGCGCGCAGCUACGACAUGGGCGACAACCUGGUCUCCUCGGCCCUUCACUGGGGCACCGCCUCGGUCAACGAUCGCUGGCGGAGGAGCUACGGCGAAUGGGGCGGCAAGCGGGUGCGCUACAGCGAGAAGUUCCACACGUACGGGCUGGAGUGGAGCGAGAAGUAUCUGUUUACCACGCUGGAUGGGCGUCUUCGGCAAGUCAUCUUCUUCGACUUCACCAAGAACAAAAACCUGUGGACGUACGGCGAGUUCGCCGGCUCGUCCGUCAACGGCUCCGUGCCUGUCGAUCCCUGGAGCAGCACCGGCCGCGCCAACACGCCCUUCGACCAGUCCUUUUUCCUCAUCCUAAACGUCGCCGUCGGUUCCACGAAUGGCUGGUUCCCCGACGCCGUGGGUGGUAAACCCUGGGCCGACAACAGCGAGACGCCCAUGCGGGACUUUUGGAAGUCCAACUCGACUUGGCUGCCGAGCUGGGGUCCCAAGGAGGAGCGUGGCAUGGUCAUCAAGUCGGUCAAGAUGUGGCAGGAGGGAAAGUGCUAAGCGACGGUCCUAGACUGCGCUCUUUUCCGCCUCUGCUUGUGCUGUUGCCUCCCGUUCUCUGCUGCUGCUGCUUCUUCUUCUUCUGCUUCUUUUUUACUUUUGAGUGCGCGCGCACCAAUGCAUCGCGCCGAAUUAGAAACGCCCCCCAACAGAACCUUAGUACCGGGGAACUGUUAUCACGCACACCGAGUGGGGACCGACAGGGGAAACAAUGCUACCCUGCCGGGAUUAACAUCCUCUAAUGUGUGUGUUUCGGUGGAGCUGCUGUUGGUUGGCAGCUGGGAUCAUUCUCUAGACUGGAAUCGGGCUACGGCGUCGGGUCGCUUUGGUAGUGCUCUGUUUUAUAUUUCUCAUACUGGGAGCUUACUCUGUAGUAGCCUGUAGAAGAUAUACUAAUGCCGUCA